AUGGAUAAAGACCUUUCCACUACAACACAAUUUAUCGCAACAACAACAGCGAAAUCUGAUAUUUUAGUUGAAAAUAAUCCAUUAGUUAAAUAUUCCCAGGAUCGUAUUGUCGAUUCAACAACCAUUGUUAAUAUACCACCACAUGAAACUGAUCGAUUUUUAGAUCAUGCAUCAUCAAAUAUUAUCAGUGAUCUACCACAUUCUCGAAAUUUAGAAGAAACUGAUGAAAGUGAACUACCAUUUCCCGGAUUUAUUGAAAAAUCAUUUUAUUGUUUACGUCAAAAAACGCCACCUAGAUAUCAAUGCGAUACACCCCGAUGCAUAUGGCUGCAGUUCACCGAUUAUUUUAUAUUUGGAUUUUUUACAAUUGAAAUGUGUAUAAAAAUGAUGGCUAUGGGUAUAUUUGGAAAAGGAACAUAUUUGGCUGAAACAUGGAAUCGUCUCGAUUGUUUUAUUGUUGUUGCUGGACUUAUUGAAUGGGUGGUACCUGGUGAUAAUUUAAGUUUGUCGGCAAUUCGAACAAUUCGUGUUUUACGGCCAUUAAGAGCUAUUAAUCGGGUACCAAGUAUGCGUAUAUUGGUCAUGUUAUUGUUAGAUACUUUACCAAUGUUGGGAAAUGUAUUAUUAUUAUGUUUUUUUGUUUUCUUCAUCUUUGGAAUAAUUGGUGUUCAAUUAUGGAAAGGAUUAUUAAGAAACCGAUGUUUUUUACAAUUCAAUUCCCCAGUAUUACCAGAUUAUGAGUUAUUUGCAGAUGUCCCAUUGAGAGCAUACUAUAUACCACCUGAUCAAGAUUCAUUCGUAUGCUCACCGAUAAAUGGUGGUGGUAUGACAAAAUGUUCAGAAAUACCAAAAUUACGUCAGGGUAAUAUGACAUGUGAAUUAGGUCAUGAAGGCUAUAAUGCCAUGAAUCGUCCAGUUAAUGGUUGUAUCAAUUGGAAUCAAUAUUAUCGUUUUUGUAACACCUCUGAUAAAAAUCCAUUUUCUGGAUCAAUUAGUUUUGAUAACAUUGGAUUAGCAUGGGUUGUGAUAUUUCAAAUAAUUUCGUUAGAAUCAUGGGUUAAUGUUAUGUAUUACAUUCAAGAUGCUCAUUCAUUUUGGGAUUGGAUUUAUUUUGUUUGUCUAAUUGUUAUUGGCUCAUUUUUUAUGAUUAACUUAUGUUUAGUAGUCAUAGCUACGCAAUUUUCUGAGACAAAAAAACGUGAAACAGAACGAAUGUUACUUGAACGAAGACGUUAUUCGAGAUCAAGUAGUACAUUGGCGAGUAGUGAAGAACCCGGUUCCUGUUGGGAAGAAACAAUUAAAUAUCUAGAACGUUUAUAUCGAAGAGCACAUAAAAAAAUCAUUCGAUUAUAUAAACAUUAUCAACAGCGGCGGAAAAAAAUUGAUGUAAAUCGUUUAACAGAAGUAAAAAAACGUCGAAGAAAGAACAAGCAACAACGAAAAAAGUCUGCACCAUUACAAAUUCAUAUUCACACUCAUUAUCAUACGUAUCCAUCGAGUGAUGGUAGCGGCGGUCAAAGUGCAGCAUCAGCAUCGAAUGUAAAUAAUAGUCAACAACAUUCAAACUCAAAUUUAAACUCAUAUGAUCAUAAUUUACGUCGAAAUAUCAACAGUAAUUUAUCAUCAUCAUUAUCUCAUCGAGAUUCCCUAAUAGACGAUAAACAUCAAACCUGUGCGAGUCCAUCUUUAUUUGAUAAUCAUAAUCAAUUAUUAUCAACUUCUUCUUCACCAUCAUAUCUUCGUUCAUGUCCAGAUGCAAAUCCUGAAGAUUCUGAAAUUGAACCAUCAAGUGCCUCAAUUUCAAAUACACAGCCAGCAUCCUAUACAGCAGCAGGUUGUUCAAAUUUAGAAACUGUAACUCAUACCCAAACAUUAAAAUAUGAUCCCAAACAUUUAUCCUCAUCAUCCAAAUCAUUUCAUACACAUACUGUUUCAUUAAGUCGGACAACACCAAUUUCUAAAUCAAUAGACGGUUAUGAUAAUCUAUGUCCAGAAGUCAUUGCCAUAACAAGUGCAAAAAGACAAGAUGAUAAACGCAAUUCAAUGCAACAUUUGGAAAUUGUUAAUUCUGAUAUUGAGUUGAGCGACAGUCAAAAGAAAGAGAGUGGUGACGAUACUAAUAUCGAAGAUACGACAAAUGACGAUGAUGAGGAAGAAGAAGAGGAUUUAGACGAAGAUAAUCAUCGAAAAAAAUCGUCGAAACGGAUAAAAUCGAAACGACGAAAAGCCUUCGAAAAUCUAAUUUGUACUCACUAUAAAAAAUUUCAAAAAUUGAUUGCUAAUUUUGUAGCAUCAAAAUAUUUUCGACGUAUUGUACUAACGGCUAUUGUUAUAAAUACACUGAGUAUGGGAAUUGAAUAUCAUGGUCAACCACCAUCAUUGACAAAUGCUUUGGAAUAUUCGAAUAUUGUGUUCACCAUAUUAUUUGUACUUGAAAUGGUAUUGAAAAUAUUUGCCGAAGGUAUUUUAAAAUAUAUUAAAAAUGCGUAUAAUCUAUUGGAUGGCGGCAUUGUUAUUUUGAGUGUCAUUGAAUUACAAGGCAAAGAUAAUAGUGGACUCUCCGUUUUAAGAACGUUUCGUCUAUUAAGAGUAUUAAAAUUAGUCCGUUUCAUGCCAACAUUAAGACGUCAAUUAGUUGUGAUGUUAAAAACAAUGGACAAUGUUGCCACAUUUUUCUCAUUAUUACUUUUAUUUAUUUUCAUAUUUAGCAUUCUUGGUAUGCAUAUAUUUGGCGGUGAAUUUUGUACAUUAUCAGCAUAUAAUAUUACAUCUCGUGAAGAAUUUAAUAUGAAAUGUCGAUGUUGUCAAUGCAAAGAAAUUCAUGAUUUUAAAAAUCAAACAGAUUUGAGAGAUGUUGAAUGUAUCGAAGAAAGAAAAAAUUUUGAUUCACUCAAGUCAUCAUUAUUAACCGUAUUUCAGGUAUUAACGCAAGAAGAUUGGAAUGAGGUUCUUUAUAACGGAAUGGAAAAAACAUCGGCGUGGGCAGCAUUGUACUUCAUAGCCUUGAUGACAUUUGGCAAUUAUGUUUUGUUUAAUUUAUUGGUUGCCAUCUUAGUUGAAGGAUUUUCUACGGAAAAAGGUGGUGAUAGUGAUGGUAGUACAGAUAAAUUGGCAAAAGCUGAUCCGUUUAAAAUGGAAGCAUUGUUAACUGGAAAUUGUGAAACACCAGCACAUCCACACGAAACAUUAGAUACAAUUCGAAAACAUCAUGAUGGCAACAAACCUGAUGAUUCAGAAGGAAAGACAUACCGAGGAAAAGAAGUGAAAAUCAUGAGUAUUCCAAAAAUAGCAAUUAGUAACGAAGAUGAUUCUAGUUUAAGAAUAAUUGGUACACCUCAAAUAACUCGAACUAGUCCAUCAUCAAAUCACAGUAGUCAAAAUUCUCCAAUUAUGUUUGAUCGUCCAACAUUACCACAAAUAUCACCGUAUAAAUCGAUAAUUAAAUAUACAAAUCAACGUAAUGAUAAUAAUACUAGUAUUAGUAGUACAACAACAACUCCAAAAAGAGAUGAAUCAUCAAUAAGUAAAACACCUAGUUUUCGUUCAUGUAGAAGUCAUUUUGAUCCAACAAUAACAACACAAACAACAAUUGAUUCAUCACUGCCGUAUACCGAUUGUCCAGAAUGUAUUCUACAACAAAAACAAAAUUCAAUAAAAGAAGAACAACAUGUCACUGAUGGAAAUGACACAGAAGAUGAUAUAUCCGAUUUAUCGGUUAUAGAAACAUCGAAAUUACUAAAUCCUAUAGCUGAAUCAAGUAAUGUAUCAUUAUCAACUGUAUCUAAUACAACAAUUUCAUUAAAACGUCGUGAUACAAUACCAGCAACUUCAUCUUCCACAACAAAUGAUGUUCGAAAACUAUUUAAUAAAAAACGUUCAUUUUCAAUAUCAAGUAAAAGUGAUACAAUGGAUUCAACACGUACCUGUAAUGGUUCAUCGGAUAAUUGGAAUGGAAAUGGUAAUGGUGUACAUCAUUUUGAACCUAAUUUUCCUUCACCACCACCAUUACCAAUUCUACCAAAAAAUCCACGAAAUUCUUUAACAUCUGUUGCACAGAUUAUUCGAGAAGAAAAAAAAUUAUUAAAUAAUCAACGAACUCUUACACCUUAUGUUAAAAAUAUAAAUAAUAAUCGAUAUGUACGUCGUACAAAUUCCUAUAGACCAACAACAAAUCGUCGAAUAUCUGACGAAGAAAAUAAAAUAAAUAGUCAACAUGAAAAUACAUUGAAAUUAAAACGUCGAUCAACAUUGGAUAAUUCAUUUAACUAUAAAUCUGUUAAGGUAGAAGUUAAUAUAAUUGAGAAUAAAUUAUCGAUGUUAAAUAGUGAUGAAGAACAAACUCAUUCAUCAGAACAAGCUGAACUACAAAAUAAGGAUAGUUAUGAAUCAGCUAUUUCUAAUCCUAGUGUUGAUGAUGAAAAUAAUAAUGAUAAAGAAGUAGAAGAGAUGAAUGAAGAUCAAAAUGAACCAUUAAUGACGAACAAUGGAGAUAUUGAAGUUGAACAAAAUAGUCAAAUUGAAGAAAAACGUGUUAAAUCAAAAAAAGAGAUUUUUAUCAGUUGGUUUCAAAAUAUUUGUCCACCAGCAAAACUAAAAUGUGUCGAAAAUAGACAAACAUAUUCACUCUAUUUACUUGCACCAGAUAACAGAAUACGAAAAGCUUGUAAACAUCUUAUUGCUCAUAAAUGGUUUGAUUAUUCAAUAUUAUUUUUUAUUGCCUUAAAUUGUAUUACACUUGCAAUGGAAAGACCAUCAAUUCCUCAAAAAAGUUUUGAACGACAAUUUCUUAAUUAUUCUAACUAUAUAUUUACGAUUAUAUUCAUGAUAGAAAUGAUUAUAAAAGUGAUUGCUAGUGGUCUAAUAUUUGGUGAUAAUACAUAUUUACAUACAGGUUGGAACAUAAUGGACGGCUUUCUAGUUAUCAUAUCUGUUAUUGAUAUUAUCACAAUGAGUCGAGAUGGAAAAGGUGGAAAUGAGCAUGAGGGAAGAAGAGGAAUAUUUGGAAUGUUACGAGUAUUUCGACUUUUGAGAACAUUAAGACCAUUACGGCCAAUCGGUCAUAUUGUCGUUAUUUGUUGCACAUUUUUCAUUAUAUUUGGAAUAUUAGGUGUACAGUUAUUCAAGGGUAAAUUUUACUAUUGUGAAGGAUCAUUAGCUCGAAAUGUGACCACAAGACAACAAUGUGAGUUGUUGUCCGAUCAUGAAUGGCGAAAUCAACAAUAUAAUUUUGAUAAUUUAGGCCAGGCGCUUCUUGCAUUAUUUGUUUUAUCAUCAAAAGAUGGAUGGGUUCAAAUAAUGUAUAAUGGUAUUGAUGCUGUGGGUGUCGAUCUUCAACCACGAAAAAAUUAUGAUGAAUCAAAAUUAUUCUAUUUUAUCUCCUUUCUAUUGCUUGUUGGCUUUUUUGUAAUAAAUAUGUUUGUUGGAGUUGUAGUAGAAAAUUUUCAUAAAUGUCGUGCUGAACAAGAACGUGAAGAAAAAGCACGUAGAACAGCAAAACGUGCAAGAAAAAUUGAAGAAAAACGACGUAAAAUAAGAGAAAUUCCCUAUUAUGUUCAUUUUUCACCAUGGAGAAGAAAAUUACACGAUAUAUGUAAUAGUAAAUAUUUUGAUCUUAUAAUAGCGGCUGUUAUUGGAUUAAACGUUGUUACAAUGUCAUUGGAAUUUUAUUUAAUGCCACAGAUUUUUGAUCUUGCACUUGAUUAUUGUAAUUAUGCAUUCACAAUUGUGUUCGUAAUCGAAUCUAUACUGAAAAUAAUUGCUCUUGGUCCAUUAAGAUAUUUUCGAGACAAAUGGAAUCAACUUGAUACAUUUAUUGUUUUACUUUCGAUUGCUGGUAUUGUUAUGGAAAAACUUAAAACAGGACAUAUACCUAUCAAUCCAACAAUAAUUAGAGUAAUGAGAGUACUUCGUAUUGCAAGAGUAUUAAAAUUAUUAAAAAUGGCCAAAGGUAUUCGGGCUCUAUUAGAUACUGUUAUUCAAGCGCUUCCACAAGUGGGAAAUUUGGGUUUACUCUUUUUUCUAUUAUUUUUUAUUUUUGCUGCGCUCGGUGUUGAAUUAUUUGGAAAAUUAGAAUGUAGUGGAGAACGACCAUGUUCAGGUCUUGAUAAACAUGCCCAUUUUAAAGAUUUUGGCAUGGCAUUUUUAACAUUAUUUCGAAUAGCAACGGGAGAUAACUGGAAUGGAAUAAUGAAAGAUGCUUUACGACAAGGUGAUUGCACAAAUUGUAUAAAAAAUCCAUUUGUAACUGCAAUAACUCCCAUUUAUUUUGUUAUAUUCGUUUUAAUGGCUCAAUUUGUUUUGGUGAAUGUUGUUGUUGCCGUGCUUAUGAAACAUCUUGAUGAUUCAAACAAGAUGAUGGCUGACGAUGCUGAUAUUGAUGCAGAAAUCGAACGACAAUUGGAAGCUGAACGAUCAUUUCCACAACCACCCUUGACAUUGGAUGACAAAGAACUUAACUUUUUGGACACUUUUAAUGGUCCCACAUUAACAAAACAGUUAUCGUUGCCCGCAAACUUUACAUUUCAUUCUAACACUCCGCCCAAAGUACGUCGUGUUCAAAAUAGAACCGCAUCAUUCAACCUAAAUAAGCGUUCAUCAGCCGAUUCAGUUAUUCUACGUUUACGCUCAACAGAAAAAAAUUCCAAUAAUUAUCAAAAAGAUACCUUAAAUAAAAGUGAUUAUAGUUCAACGAGUACCGAAACUGUCUAUCAACCGAUUCCAACCAUACAUCGUUCGAAUACUCUACCAAAAAAAUAUCUUAGAAACGAAGAAGAUCGAAAAAAUAGUAGAACACUAAGUCCAAUACAACAACGUUUUGAUCGAAAUAAAAAUGAUUCAAAAUUAAUUCGUGAUAAAGUAAAUAUAAUAUCGCCAAUAAAUUCUCAAAAUCGUUCGAAAAAUUCAUUGAAUUAUCAAUCACCGUAUACUCAAUAUAAACGUUUAUGUGUCUCAGCUCAGCCAUUUUCACCAUCAAUGUUAAAUGUUGGACGAAAAAUUAGAAUUAUUGAUCAAUCAGAUUCAGAAAGUAUCGAAAGUGGAAAAUCUACCAAUCAUCAAUGA
Molecule: messenger RNA, 7059 nt
Organism: Didymodactylos carnosus
Lineage: Eukaryota; Metazoa; Rotifera; Eurotatoria; Philodinida; Philodinidae
Source: the annotation of a GenBank genome assembly